AUGUACCGCAUGGCCCCCCACAUCAAAGAUUCAUCCAGCCCCAAAUAUCAGCAAUUUGGACCCCGGCGGAUCAGGGAAGAAUCCGUGAUGCUUCGGACAACCAACCCUAGCACGGGGGCUCUCCCCUUCCAGUCCCUCUCGGUUGCAGAUCUAGGUGAUGUGAAUGUCAAUCUUUACAACCUUCAGGACAGCUGCCGUCUAAUUCGAGAGGCCUAUCAGAAAAUCGUAGCAGCUGGCUGUAUUCCUCUGACCUUGGGUAAUAACAUCUACGAGGGCAAGUGCAGUUCUCUGCACGGAGGGUUUAUUUAUCACGGGCAAGCCGCGGUGAAUAUGGAGACGAUCGUCUAUGCUGAAAGACCCCUCACAGACAACCACAGAUCGCUGGCUUCCUACGGCUUGAAAGAUGGGGAUGUCGUGAUUUUACGACAGAAGGAGAAUGCAGACCCUCGACCUCCAGUGCAGUUCCCAAACUUGCCCCGCAUAGACUUCCGUAGUAUAGCCGUGCCUGGCACGUCAGGCUCCCGGCAGCGCCGGCCACCAGGAGCACAGCAGUCCCACUCAUCUCCCGGAGACAUAGCUUCAUCUCCUCAGGGCUUGGACAAUCCAGCCUUGCUCCGAGACAUGUUGCUGGCCAACCCCCAUGAGCUGUCCUUGCUGAAGGAGCGCAAUCCACCCCUGGCGGACGCUCUGCUCAGUGGAGACCUUGAGAAAUUUUCUAGGGUCCUGGAGGGACAGCAGCAGGACCGAGCCCGGAGAGAGCAAGAAAGGAUUCGUCUCUUUUCUGCCGACCCUUUUGAUCUUGAAGCUCAGGCAAAAAUAGAGGAAGAUAUAAGGCAACAGAACAUCGAGGAAAACAUGACAAUAGCUAUGGAAGAGGCUCCUGAAAGUUUUGGCCAAGUGGUGAUGCUUUAUAUUAAUUGCAAAGUGAAUGGACAUCCUGUGAAAGCCUUUGUUGACUCAGCUCAGGUUCAAAUUGAAGGAGAUUUCCUGGCGUGCUCUUUCUCUAUCCUUGAGGAACAGCCUAUGGACAUGCUUCUGGGACUGGACAUGCUGAAACGGCAUCAGUGUUCCAUCGACCUCAAGAAAAAUGUGCUCGUGAUCGGCACGACAGGCUCACAGACCACCUUCCUGCCCGAGGGAGAGUUACCAGAGUGUGCCCGAUUGGCGUAUGGGGCGGGGCGAGAGGAUGUGCGGCCAGAAGAGAUUGCAGACCAAGAAUUAGCAGAAGCUCUUCAGAAAUCCGUAGAGGAUGCAGAGCGUCAGAAGCCAUGAUGCAUGUAGUGUGUGUGUGC
Puma concolor (puma) is the source of this 1292-nucleotide messenger RNA. NCBI's taxonomy places the organism in Eukaryota, Metazoa, Chordata, Mammalia, Carnivora, Felidae. The record is from RefSeq and is a predicted model, not a curated record.